Gongylonema pulchrum is the source of this 720-nucleotide messenger RNA. NCBI's taxonomy places the organism in Eukaryota, Metazoa, Nematoda, Chromadorea, Rhabditida, Gongylonematidae. The record is from the annotation of a GenBank genome assembly.
AUUCAAACUGAACAAGAAUUUGGAAAUCACACAUCGAGAGUUCCUCCAAUCUUUAUCUAACCAAAUUUUUAAAGCAUUCUUCACGUUUAGAAUGAAAUUUUCCAAGUGGACGUCGCUGACACAGCGAUCAGACAUAUUUGGUAGCUUGCUGAAUGAACCCGGGCCGAUCAGAUUUGGCGAAUUUGAAGUUGCUAAUCUUUCCGCUGUACCACUCUUCAUUCUUCCGUUCGGCAAGAUCACUGCAAAUGAAAGCGCUGAGCGACCAGAAAUGAUGCGUUCGAUAAUACGCUUCGAAAUCAGAUUUCGGAGAGCCAUUUAUUAUUACUUGUUAACAGUUGCUUUACCACUGUUUUGCCUGGCAACAAUAACAUUCAUGGCGGCUACAGUUACAGAUGCAUCGAGUUCUCUUUUAUGGCUCCUGUUAUGCACUGCGGCACAAAUUUUGAAUUAUACGCAAAUGUUGAGUAGAAUACCACCCGAUCAACAGAAUACUCCUUUCUGUGCUCAAGGAAAUUCAAUUCCAGCACGAAUGGCGACAGUUGUAUUUGCGGAAACGUUCAUUUUGAUUAUGUACCGUGCGGCAUUGAGUUAUACAUAUGCACAUUCUGCGAACGACAGAGCCUUUCUUGGCUGUGCUAGCGUGCAGCAAAUCGAAACUGUCGUUCGCAUCCUACUGUUCUUCCACGUUAUUUUAAAUGGAAUUCUGUUAUUUUCAUGAUC